AUGUCGUACCAUGAAGACAGCAGUUGCUCACCAGAGGAGAUGCCAUCAUACUACGAUGGCAUUGGACCUGACUGGACCGGGGCCCUAACACCUGAAUUCCAAGCCGCAUUUCUGGGUGCAAAUGCCUCCUACUGCACAGAACCAAUAGGCCAACCCAGCAUCCCAACCCCAGUCAGCCUCCCAGACAGCUCCUUCCGCCCAUCUCCCGCCGUGAGCCACCACUCCCAAGAAUAUGGCUCCGAAUACCAAUACGGGCUCCCGACCUCCAUGGCCCCUCACGGCCUCGGAAUCUCCGCAAACUUCCCCCCAGACUUCCCCGUCUCCUCCGCCCAAUCAACCAGCUACGUCUACGCCCCCGACGAGCUCAACGACCUAGACUACCAGCUCGAAUACGGCCUCGGCAAUCCGCCCACCACCAGAUCCACACCCUGCACGUCCCCAGGACCCGCACCAAUCACCGCACAAGCACUAGCACCAGCGCCCAAGCGCAUGAAACGCGCCCCGUCCCAGCAAAAAUCAAAAUCCCACACGCCCUCCCGCGAAACCCCCGUCACCAUCCUCCCGCACCCGGAGGGCAUGGAACGCAUGAAGCGCGAGCGGCUCAACCCGCGGCCCCCACCGCUGGUGCAUCCGCGGCCCCGGGCCCCCGGCCGGGGCCGCAGGGACCCACAGGCUGAGGAGGAGGAUGCGUUUGUGCAGGAGCUGCGGGAGCAGGGGGUUGCGUGGAGGGUUGUGCGCGAGCUGUUUCGCGGCCGCUUUGAUAAGGAUGCGACGGAGGCGAGGCUGCAGAUGCGGUUGACGCGCAGACGGGAAAAACAGAAUACGAAGUGGGAAGAUCACGAUGUCCAGCUUCUUAUUAGGGCUAGUGAGAUGUGGGAGAAGGAGAAGUAUCGGUUUAUUGCGGAGAAGGUCAAAGAGCUCGGCGCUACAAAAGCAUACACCCCGAACCAAUGCAAGCUUCAACUGCGACUUAUUGAGACGGGGCAACACCGUGAAAACGUGGAUAGUGCGGCUUCUUCACCUUCAGCUAUGUCUGAUCCUCCUAAUUCCCCACAACAACCCCAACCACCACCGCCUCCACCUCCACCUCCACCACCCGCAGCGAUACCGACAUCACGAAAGCGAGCACGGCCCCAAUCACUGGAGCCUGAAUGA
Molecule: messenger RNA, 1155 nt
Organism: Penicillium verhagenii
Lineage: Eukaryota; Fungi; Ascomycota; Eurotiomycetes; Eurotiales; Aspergillaceae
Exons: 4
Coding region: 1-1155 (384 amino acids)
Source: RefSeq, a predicted model, not a curated record